This is a messenger RNA of Umbelopsis ramanniana AG, 597 nucleotides long. RefSeq lists its product as uncharacterized. The record is from RefSeq and is a predicted model, not a curated record. Lineage: Eukaryota; Fungi; Mucoromycota; Umbelopsidomycetes; Umbelopsidales; Umbelopsidaceae. The transcript has a single exon. Bases 98 to 511 code for a protein of 137 amino acids.
UUCCGAAUUCUAAGUGACAGAAUGAGAAAGAAUUGUAAUGAACCAGCUGUACUGCCUCUAGGCCGUCCCUAAUAGACCUCUUGGCGCACACGUGUGGAUGCCGAUCAUGUUCGCGACGGUCGGCACUAGUUUUUUGCUGUCGAAGACGGUGCAAGCGGAGGCGGCAAGAGGAAAUCUUCAAGAACCGCGAACGCACAUGGAAGUUCCAUUCACAAUUCACGAAGCCACGGAUAAAAAGGUGAUCAUUGGCCUUGGUUCGAGACAAGUGAGCUUUCUUAAGAUAAGUGUGUACGUCAUGGCAAUGUAUGCUCGACCAAAAGACGUCAUGAUACUGGAAAAGGCCAAGUUGUGGACAAAUGCAAGUUCUGCUAUGAGCGACGUUGAUCAGGCUCAAAAGAUGCUAUUGCACCCUAUAGAUAUUAGCAUAAGAAUAGGUAGGCUUGUACAGAUGGUGUAUGAGAUUGGAUGUGAUACCUUAAAUCUUAAGCUGUCACUCUUUAGUUCCCACUAGGCCAACUGGUGCUGCUCAUUUGAGAGACGGUUUUACCAGAUCUCUCUUGCAGCUUAUGCGGGAACAAGCUAAGGACCUUAGUGAAG